This is a messenger RNA of Humulus lupulus (European hop), 2039 nucleotides long. Its product is annotated as dof zinc finger protein DOF5.1. Gene Ontology annotation, molecular function: DNA-binding transcription factor activity; DNA binding. The record is from RefSeq and is a predicted model, not a curated record. NCBI's taxonomy places the organism in Eukaryota, Viridiplantae, Streptophyta, Magnoliopsida, Rosales, Cannabaceae. Bases 251 to 1429 code for a protein of 392 amino acids. Gene Ontology annotation, biological process: regulation of DNA-templated transcription. The transcript is spliced from 2 exons.
CUUCCAUCCACAUACACCUCUCUCUCAUCUUUUUCUUUCUUUCUCUUUCUUUCUAUCUAUCUAUCUAUAAUAUGUACUGAAACUUAUUAUAUGAUCCUUCUCUCUCUUUUCCAUCUCUAUCUUUGAUUUUGAUGUGAUUCUCCACUAUUAUUAUCUCCAAAAUCUCAUCAACCUUUACAAAAGAUCAGAAAGAAAGAAAGAAAGAAAGAAAGAAAGAGAGAAAGAAAUCAUAUUAAUAUAGAGAGGAACAAUGGUUUUUUCUUCUCUUCCAGCUUAUCAUCAUGAUCCAGCCAACUGGCAACAGCAACCAAAUCAUCCAAAUAUAAUCACCAGCAGUGCUGGCAUGAGUGGUGGUUCUCAGCUUCUACAACCCUCUGCGCCUUCUCCGCUGCCUCCGCCCCCGCCUCCUCCUCUGCCUCACGGAGGAGGCGGAGCGGGCUCCAUUAGGCCGGGUUCGAUGGCGGAUCGAGCCCGGAUGGCGAACAUUCCCAUGCCAGAAACCGCAUUAAAAUGCCCUCGCUGCGAGUCUGCCAACACCAAGUUUUGCUAUUUCAACAACUACAGCCUCACUCAGCCGAGACACUUCUGCAAAACCUGUAGGAGGUACUGGACCAGAGGUGGCGCCUUGAGAAACGUCCCCGUCGGAGGUGGUUGCCGGAGGAACAAGCGCACCAAAGGGAGUGGCGGCUCCUCCAAGUCCCCAGUCAGCAGCUCCGAUCGACAGACCGGAAGUAUGACCACAUCUGGUUCUUCCGGUGCAGUACCUUCCGGUAAUAACAACUUGAAUAGUGACAUAUUAGGCUUGGCGCACCAGGUCCCGCCGGGGCUCCGUUUCAUGACCCCUUUACAUCAUCAACUCACUCAUCAUCAUCACGACUUCGCCGCGGCCACUAGUGACAACCUGGGCUUUAGCUACGGAGGCCUCAACUACGGUUCUAUGUCGGCACCAAUGGUAGGAGGAGCAGACUUGAGUUUUCACAUCGGUAGCUCCGCUCUAAGCGGUGGCGGAGGAGGGACUGGGCCGAGUUCGCUCUUAACUGGCUUCGAGCAAUGGCGGAUGCAACAACCUCCGCAGUUUCCCUUCAUGGCCUCCGGGUUGGAUCCGGCUUCGGCGGGUUUGUUCGAGAGUCAAGGAGGAGACGGGCCCGGUUAUCAGCCACGGCCGAAGCUUUCGAGUUCUGCGAUAACUCAUCAGAUGGCUUCGGUGAAGAUGGAAGACAAUAACCACCACCACCACCACCACCACCAUCAUCAGCAACAGCAGCAGCAGCAUGAGCUAAAUUUGUCGAGGCAGUUGAUGGGCAAUGAUCAGUACUGGAAUGGCGGCGGCGGAGGCGGAGGCGGAGGCGGUGGUAAUUCUGGUAACAAUGCUUGGACGACGGAUCCUUCUGGGUUCAGCUCAUCUUCCACAACCAGCAAUCAACUAUGAACACUGUAGCUACUAAUUAAACUACUCUCUCUUAUCAUCUCAUUCUCAUAUAAACUUUCAAUAUGUGGUGAUCUGUGAAGCUUCGGGUUUUUUCUUAGUGUGGCUUCAAAUUCCAUAGAUGAUUAACCUUUAAAGAAGAGAAAAAUUGUACGAGACUACAGCUCGAUCAAAGUCUCCGCAACAUGAAUCUUUACACCCAGAUCUUGACCAGGAUGAUAUGAUCAUGAAAGAAGUAUCAGAUACAUACUAUAUCAUGGCCUUUUUCAUAAACCCUAGCUAGCUAGCUAGAAAUAUGGUAGGUUUUUUUUUUCUUACAUCCUUUUUAUUUGGGUUUUUUUUUCUUCCAUCUUCUUCUUAAUUUCUUUGUUUUUAGCUUAAAAAGAAAAUGAAAUUAAUGUGUUAGUAUGUUUACGAGACAAUGAUAGUGUAAGAAUAUUACUUUGAUUGUAGUUUUGAGUUAUUAAAAGAAGAGAGGCAUAUGUUAAUGUUGAUGAUCAUCAAAAGCUGUACUACCAUUGCUAUAUAUAUAUAUGUGUGUAUAUAUAUAUGUAUCAAUGUUUAUUAAUUCGAUAUGCUAUUGCAUGAAUAUAUAUAUAUAUAUUUGAUCAAA